Messenger RNA from Colius striatus (speckled mousebird), 2359 nucleotides. It is a transcript of the gene PMEPA1, whose product is annotated as prostate transmembrane protein, androgen induced 1. The transcript has 5 exons. NCBI's taxonomy places the organism in Eukaryota, Metazoa, Chordata, Aves, Coliiformes, Coliidae. Bases 395 to 1294 code for a protein of 299 amino acids. Gene Ontology annotation, cellular component: early endosome membrane; Golgi membrane. Gene Ontology annotation, molecular function: R-SMAD binding. Gene Ontology annotation, biological process: negative regulation of transforming growth factor beta receptor signaling pathway. The record is from RefSeq and is a predicted model, not a curated record.
CGGGAGCGGAGCGGAGCGGGAGCGGGCGGGCCGCGCUCCCACCGCGCUCCCACCGCGCUCCGCCGCGCCCCACAAAAGUGCGGGGCUGCCGCGGCCGGGCCCAGCCCAGCCGCUUCCCGGGACGGAGGGGGCGCGGAGCAGCCGCCGAGCCGGGCUCCGCCGAGCCGAGCCGUCCUGUGCCGAGCCGUGCGGCCGCGGGGGCCGCUGCGCCGCGCUGUGCCGGUUUUUUAUUUCCAAUUUUUGAUCGCAGCUGCAUUUCCCUCCCCCCGCCCCCCCGCGCCGAGGAGGAGCCCGGCUGUAUGUGGUGCUGCCCGGGGAGCGCUCGCUGCCCGGCAAGUUCUUUGUGUCGCCGGCGCCGUCUUUUUGUUUUUUUCCUCUUUUUUUUUUUUUUUAAAUGUAUAACUUCAUGGGUCUGAACAGCACGGCCGCAGCUAUUCAGCCCAAUGUGUCCUGCACAUGUAACUGCAAAAGGUCUUUGUUCCAGAGCAUGGAGAUCAGCACUGAAUGUUUAGGUCGCACCUUUCCAGGUAAACUGGCGGAGUUGGAGUUUGUACAGAUAAUCAUCAUCGUGGUGGUGAUGAUGGUGAUGGUGGUGGUGAUCACGUGUCUGCUGAACCACUACAAACUCUCUGCGCGAUCCUUCAUCAGCCGGCACAGCCAGGGCAGGCGGAGGGACGAGAACCUCUCAUCAGAGGGAAGCCUGUGGCCUUCAGAAAGCACCGUGUCGGGGAAUGGAAUAACAGAGCAGCAAAUCUACACCCCGAGACCCAGCGACCGCCUGGCAGUGCCAUCCUUUCUGCAGAGGGACCGCUUUAACAGGUUCCAGCCAACCUACCCAUACAUGCAGCACGAGAUCGACCUGCCGCCCACCAUCUCGCUGUCGGACGGUGAGGAGCCCCCUCCGUACCAAGGACCCUGCACGCUGCAGCUGCGAGACCCCGAGCAGCAAAUGGAGCUCAACAGAGAGUCGGUGAGGGCUCCCCCCAACAGAACCAUCUUCGACAGUGACUUGAUAGAGAACUCUGUGUACGGGGGGCCGUGCCCCCCCAGCAGUAACUCUGGCAUCAGCGCGACCUGCUACGGGAGCAGUGGCAGGAUGGAGGGACCGCCGCCAACCUACAGCGAGGUCAUCGGGCACUACCCCGGCUCGGCCUUUUACCAGCACCAGCAGAACAACAACGGGAUGCCCUCCAUCUUGGAGGGCAGCAGACUCCAUCAUUCACAAAUCAAUGGCCUUGAGAGCACAACCGCAUGGAACAAAGAGAAAGAGAAACAGAAAGGGCACCCCUUUUAAAACAAAGGAAAAGGAAAAAAAAAGAGGAAAAAAAGAAGAAAAAAGCAAGAAAGUAAAUGAAACACUCUGCACUUCUCAUUAAGAAAAAGGAGAGAGAGAGAGAGUUGAGGAAGAUGAGCAAAGAGAAGAAAAAAAGCCCUUCCCCAUCUCUCCAUGUAUAAAUAUUUACUUGUUAUGUCUGGUCUGAAUGCACAAGCCUACCAAGCUUGCAAAAACAUUUCUUUAUUGAGCUCUGUCUAUAUGUUUAAAAAGGAAAAAAAAAAAGUCAACUGUAGUCCUUUAUUUUUUAUUUUUUGGUUUCUAGUUGAGCUGUGUGUGAAUGCUUUGUUUUUCGUUUUGUUUUGUUUGAUUAUUUCACUUAUCUUUAAAGACAAAAUAUUUGCACAAAAAAAACCCAUUUUGUUUAAAGAUCUGCAAUAUAAAUAUAUAAAUAUAUAUUAAAAAUAAGAGAAAGUGUAUGUGUAAGGAGCAGGAGUAUUUUUGUAUUAGAAGAGGCCUAUUCAAAAAAAAAAAAGGUUGUUUUCUGAACUAGAAAAAAAAAAGGCAAUUUUUUGAGUGCCAACUCAAAAAGUGUGUAUUACAUUGUAAAAAAACAAAAAACACAAAAAAAACAAAAGCAGGGGUUUAGAGUUAUUUAUAUAAAUGUUGAAAUUUUGCACUAUUUUUUAAUAUAAAUAUGUCAGUGCUUGUGUUGGUCAAAAGCCUCUAUCAUGUCUACCAUGAACCUGUUAAGGGAUCUGUGUCGAAGUGAAGAACAAAGUAGCUGGAAGGGGGUGGAAAAUGGCUGAAGUGGAAGGUGCCAGCUCUGGGAGGAGCAGUGAGCGAGACUGCAGCUGAUGCAAAUCCUUCAUGUCCAGAGUCCCUGCGCGUGGCUGCCCACAGUCACAGCUUUAUACAUUCCCUACAGAGCAAGAGGAGCUGGCGUGUGUCUGUGUGUCAUCCCCUAGCAUUACUGGAGUCAAAAGGUAAAGCAAAACCUCUCUGCUUCCGAGGGUCAGCGGUGGCUGAAGCAGAUGAAAGUUACUUGAUUUUUUUUUGACAACCUCUAACUUUUUGGAGGGGGGG